UGCCAGCCCAUGACCAAGAAAAUAGAGAAGAGGAAGAAGAGUAAAUACAGAAGGCUGCACUUGACACACAAAUUCCCAAUCGGCAAACAAGCUUAGGACGGUCGGAAUUUUGGACACUCGGACAACGCCUCGGUCGCCGCCAGGCCACCACCGCCACCGCUCCGCCUUCCGCCCUCCGCGCUCGCAGCCUCGCUGGGCUCGCUAAGUCGCUGAAGUGCUGAUUGCUGAACCAGCUUAUACCAGCCACCAGGUCACCAUUUUCUAAGGACUGGCAUCGCUUAAUCUGAUGGCUGUUAACUUGAGUAUCGAGCUCUUCAACCGAUUGGUGAGACUCGCAGCAAGAGCCUUCUAUGAUGAUAUUACAACAAAAGGUGAUAAUUUGCCCAAGUCAGGUAGAAGCGAUAACAGAGGAAUUGCAGUUGUGAUUCUAGAUGCCCUCACAAGGCGGCAGUGGGUGAGAGAAGAAGAUCUAGCAAAGGACUUGAAGUUGCAUACAAAACAACUUCGAAGAACACUACGGUUUUUCGAAGAAGAAAAGCUGAUCACAAGGGAUCACAGGAAAGAGUCAGCAAAAGGUGCCAAAGUAUAUAAUGCUGCUGUUGCUGCUACCGUUGAUGGUCAGCAUUAUGGUAAAGAAGAUGAAAAAGUCAAGAUGCACACACAUUCCUAUUGCUGUCUAGACUAUGCACAGAUACACGAUGUCGUGAGAUACAGAUUACACCGCAUGAAAAAAAAGCUUAGAGAUGAACUUGAUAGCAAGAAUACAGUUCAGGAGUAUAUAUGUCCAAACUGUGGAAAAAGAUAUACUGCUUUGGAUGCUAUACGGUUGAUUUCUCCAAAUGAUGAUUAUUUUCACUGUGAAAGUUGUAAUGGGGAGUUGGUAGCAGAGAGUGACAAGUUAUCAUCUCAAGGGAUGGCAGAUGGAGAUGACAAUGCACGGAGACGUCGUCGUGAAAUAUUAGAAAACAUGCUUCGCAAGAUGGAGGAACAGCUAAAACCACUGAUGGAGCUACUUGGCAGCAUAAAAGAUUUAGCUGUUCCUGAACUUGGAAGCCUUCAAGACUGGGAGGCCCGUGCAAGUGCGGAGGCUCGUGGGGCGAAUGGUGAUCUUAAUGGCAACGAUCCCUCAAAAUUUUCACAGGGUGGCACACCUAUGCCUUUUGUUGGACAGACAAAGGUCGAAGUUGCUUUCCUGGGUCUUGACGAAAAAGGUGACGCUACAAAAUCCGAGGGUUCAUCAUCACCAAAGAAAGUGUUGCCUCCAUGGAUGAUAAAGGAAGGAAUGAAUCUCACAAAGGAGCAGCGUGGAGAGGCUGCCAAGCAUGAAGUGAAGAUGAAUGGUACUCCAGCGGCCCUUGGAUUCUCCAAUGACAGAAAGCCCGAGACUGGUAAAGAUGAUGUGAAGAAUAUUCAGGAUGAAUAUGUAAAGGCAUAUUAUGCUGCAAUGCUGAAACGGCAGCAGGAACAAAUAGCAGUUGCCGAAAAGGUGAAAAGGGAACCAAGUACAGAUGACACACCUAGCACAUCAACCGAGCGCCAAAUUGGAAUGAAAUCCAAACGUGAAGAUGAUGAUGAUGUUGAGUGGGAGGAGGCAAUCCCUGCAGGCUCAGGUAAUACAUAUGGAAACUUCAAAGUGGACUUGAAUGUUCAAGCAGAGGCUGCAGAAGAUGAGGAGGAGGAUGAUGACAUUGAUUGGGAAGAAGGCUAACUUAACUAGGUGGCAAGAGGAGCAUCCCAAACUGGGUUGGGUUCUAUUACGCUCUGACUCUGGGUGAUGAUAUGCUAUGCUGCCCUUUGGAUUUGUUUGAUUUGGCGUUGGCAAUUUGUUUUGGUCAAAAUGGGUGACUGGUAAUUGGGUAAUGGACUUGAUAGAGAAGAAGCUUAGCGCACGUAAAUAUGUCAAGAUACCUCCGAAUAUUUGAGAAAGCUAUGACAUUGACAAUGAUAGAAAAGGUGUUAAGUAACUCAUCAGUAUCGAGAGAGCUUUGACCCUGUUAAGAUAUUGUCUUGAAUUCCUCUACAAAUGUUUAGGGAGCAUGUUUCUUUACCUUCGUACUUGCAUAGUCUCGCUUCUUUUUUAUUAUUGUACAGCCGUGUGAGAGUAUUUAUAAUAAAAAUAUGCUUGAUUUACACUUUAUGUGAACAAUCAACUCAACAAAUAUGUUUGGUGAG
Messenger RNA from Cuscuta epithymum, 2172 nucleotides. NCBI's taxonomy places the organism in Eukaryota, Viridiplantae, Streptophyta, Magnoliopsida, Solanales, Convolvulaceae. The record is from the annotation of a GenBank genome assembly.